AAAAGCCGUCCAGGUUCAGAUCUGUCUUCCCAUCGAUGAACGAACGGAUGUGAGUCUCGGGCAGCAUCCGUUCCAUCGCGUCCUCCUCCUGGGCCUCCGGCUUCUGCCUUCCGACAGCCCGUCCGUUCCCCAAGCUUCCACCGUCUGUGAUUUCCUUCCGCUGCUUGCCGCUAAGGAACUCCCCGCUGCUGCCGCCAUCGAUUUUGUGUUCCUUAGUCAACCUCUCCCUUGCUGUUCGGGAUGAAGUCGUUGGUGUCGAGGUUAGGUUUCUGGGUCGUAGUUUUGGCGAUUCUCAGUGCUGUGAAUUGCGGGCAAUCCAAGACUGACGACGCUUAUGUCACCCUCCUCUACGGGGACGAAUUUCUCCUCGGAGUUCGUGUUCUUGGAAAGUCGAUCAGGGAUACAGGAUCCACAAAAGACAUGGUUGCUCUUGUCUCAGACGGCGUCUCCGACUAUGCUGAGAAGCUACUCCGUGCUGAUGGUUGGAUUGUUCAGCAUAUAAGUUUAUUGGCUAAUCCAAAUAGUGUGAGGCCGAAGAGGUUUUGGGGAGUGUACACAAAACUUAAGAUAUUCAAUAUGACAAACUAUAGAAAAGUUGUUUAUCUUGAUGCUGAUACAAUUGUGAUAAAGAGUAUUGACGAUCUAUUCAAGUGUAGAAAGUUUUGUGCAAACUUGAAACAUUCUGAAAGAUUAAACUCUGGUGUGAUGGUUGUGGAGCCUUCUGAAUCCAUUUUCACAGAUAUGAUGAGCAAAGUAACUACUUUAUAUUCAUAUACUGGAGGAGAUCAAGGUUUUCUGAAUACAUAUUAUUCUGACUUCCCCAAUGCACAUCUUUUUGAGCCAGAUUUGUCAAAUGAUGCCAUGAAAACUAGACCUGUACCUGAAAUGGAAAGGUUAUCAACCCUCUAUAAUGCAGAUGUUGGUCUUUACAUGCUGGCAAAUAAGUGGAUGGUUGAUGAAAAGGAACUCAAAGUAAUUCAUUACACCCUGGGGCCCCUGAAGCCCUGGGACUGGUGGACAGCUUGGCUUCUGAAACCAGUUGAUGUGUGGCAGAAUGUGCGAGUGAAACUUGAAGAAUCGCUUCCUGGAACUGGUGGCGGAAGAAAUCCACAUGAUCAGCUGUUGGUGCAAAUUCUAUUUGCAUUUCCAGUUUGCUUGUUGUUUAUAUGUUAUUAUAGAUCACUUCUUCUGGCGAGCAGAGAUUUCACCACUAAAUUUUCUCGAAGUUCUGUAAUUGAUUAUGUAAGGCGUAUAUGCUUGCAUUACAGAUCAGGCACACUUCCUACAUAUUCUGGUGCUGGUGUUGCUUCAUCUUCUUUUGUGAAUACAAAUCAACAGUUCUUCAGCGGCACACAUUCCAAGCUACCUUGUUACUUAGGUCCAAUAUCUGUUGUUGUCUGUUUUAUGGCCACUGCAUUUUCCCUUGGGUUUGCAUUUAUAUUAAUUCCCCAUCAAGUGACUCCAUGGACUGGCCUACUUUUGAUGUAUGAGUGGACUUGUAUGACCUUUUUAGUAACAUUCGGAGGCUAUCUAAAUUUUAUGUACCAAUGGGGAAAGCGGACUUCAGAUCAUUCUAAUUAUGGUCGCAAUGAUUCUUCAGAUCACGACUCAGACAAAGGCUUUCAGCGAAAUGUAUCUAGGUGUGACAUAGUGACAUGGUUUUAUUGGUUAGGGAUGACAUCUCUAGCUAUCGUUGUACCUUCAUUACCAUACCUGUUCGGAAUCACUGCUCUCUUCGCAAGGUUGGGUCUGAUGGUUGGAGGUGGCCUUGUAUUUUCUGCAUUUUUGGCAUUUGCCUCUGAACAUCUCGCUAUUAGAGCCUUCAUCAAGGGAUGUGAAGAUUUUAAUCAACGACUGAGCAGAAACAUAUGCUUGUGCUGAUAGUCAGCAUGUUGAUCAUUCUGCUUACAAUUGAUACUUCUCGUGUCCAUGUAUAUUAGACUUGGUACUAUAUAGUUUGGAAGGUCCUGUGAUUAAUUCAUUCAGAAUUUUGAAACGAUAAGCUUGUUAACCACUGAUAUGGUAUUUUGACUUGGUGGAACCAAUAACUCAGAAGUCUGGUCUUUGUUAGUUCUUCAA
Messenger RNA from Zingiber officinale, 2079 nucleotides. RefSeq names its product inositol phosphorylceramide glucuronosyltransferase 1-like. NCBI's taxonomy places the organism in Eukaryota, Viridiplantae, Streptophyta, Magnoliopsida, Zingiberales, Zingiberaceae. Gene Ontology annotation, molecular function: glycosyltransferase activity. The transcript is spliced from 11 exons. The record is from RefSeq and is a predicted model, not a curated record. Bases 241 to 1881 code for a protein of 546 amino acids.